Salvia miltiorrhiza (redroot sage) is the source of this 1439-nucleotide messenger RNA. Its product is annotated as mitochondrial zinc maintenance protein 1, mitochondrial. The record is from RefSeq and is a predicted model, not a curated record. The transcript has 2 exons. Gene Ontology annotation, biological process: mitochondrial respiratory chain complex III assembly. The coding region runs from base 739 to 1053 and encodes 104 amino acids. Lineage: Eukaryota; Viridiplantae; Streptophyta; Magnoliopsida; Lamiales; Lamiaceae.
UUCGCUCGGUAAAAGUAUAGGACUUUUACCAUUUUUGACGCUAAUUAAAAGUAUAGUAUUUUUCGUUUUAAGACAUAUUCUAUCAUUUAUUUUUGUACUUUACUCUUAUAAAUACCAUUAAUUAUAAAACAAAAUUUUGCUCUACCUCGCACUUAAUUCAUUCUCAACUAUUUAUUUUGACCAUUUGUCUAUCAAAAUACAUUUAUUAAUUAUUUUAUUAAAACUUGCAUUCAACUAAAUUGUUAUAUAUUUGUGACAGAUUGGAGAAAGUACAUGUUGAUUGAGCUAUUUUUUUAGGGUUAAUGGUAUUUUUGUUCAGAAUUUUCAGCGUACUCUAUAAAAGUCAUGUUAUACAAAUUUUGGUGGUCGUCUAAUAAAUUUUGAAUUAUCAAUUUGGUGGUGGAAAAUUCACAACUUAAUUACAAUCAGUUGGAUAUGAAAAUGCUGAAAGUUCAGAAUAUAAAACUCUAUUAACCCUUUCUUUUAUUUCUUGUUUGAGCUAUUUCUUUUAGAAACCACUUUUUAUACUGAAUAAAAAAAACUAAAAUUUUGAGUAGCUAUAUGUACUGUCGUUAUGAAUUUAAUUAAAUUAGAUCUGCUGAUUGGACCAAAAACCUUAGUAAAUAAUUUCUCAAGCGCUCGGCGCUGCGAUUUAUUCAUUUUGGGUUCCAAUUUUGUAGUCAUCUUAGAUAGGUAGUGUGAAGGGUGAUUCGAAAACGACGUCGUAGUAAGACAGGAAUGGGGAGCGAGGCAGCAUUGACGGCGUACAGAGCGUUGCUGAGAGCGACUCGGAAGACAUUCGCCGGCGACACGCUGAUGCUCAGGCAGUCCGCCGCCGAGGUGCGGAAGAAGUUCGAGGAGAAUCGUCACGUGACCUCCGCCGCCGACCUCAGCCGCCUCCUGGAGGAGGCACGUGAGGCCUCCCACUUCAUCUCCACCAUGAUCGUCCAAGCCAAGCUCAACGACCGCGGUGGCUACGAAGUGAAGCCUGAUAAAGAGCAUGCUGGAGCAACCCUUGAAAUCCCCUCUGAAGAGAUUCUCAAGAAUGCUUAGAAGCAUAUCAUCAGUAGACUAGGCGACGCUCAUAUUCAUAAUACGAGGGCAACGAUGGAGACGGAUCAUUUAGCCCCGAGUGGGGAAAUUCCGGUCAUUCUCUUUCUUUUUCUGAAGUCAUCCUUCAAAUAAUUUGUGGUUCGUUCGUAGCUUCCAUCGACAUUAUGGAGCUUGUGGCCUCACUUGUUUUCGAGACAUAACCUUACUUGUUGCUGAGAUUUUACUUGAAGCCAUCGAUCAAAUAAUUCGUGGUUCUUUCCUAGUUUUCAUUAUCAAUGUUGAGUUUGUAACCUUGUUUUGAGAUCUUGUUUAAGUUUGUGACUGGAGCUCUUUGUGUAAGAUGGUCUAGUUUCAAAAUGAAACAAUACUUACGUUUCUUAUUGUUA